AUGACAUUUGUCUUUUAUUUCCCAACCCCUAAUAUUCAACAACAACAACAACAAUCAGCAUUAAUAUAUCAACAUCCUCAAAAAUCAUCUUUUCAACAUUCACCCCAACCCCAAACAUUUAACGAAAAUUCCCUAAAUUUACUAAAUUCACCAAUUAAUCAACAACAAAUGUCUGAACAACAACACCAACAAUUUAAUUUUCAUCAACAUCCAAAUUCUCAACAAUUUCAACAACAACAUUUUCAACAUAAUAAUUGGCAGCAACAACAAACAUAUUGGCAAAUACCGCCAAUGAGAAAAGAAUCAAUGCCAGCACUUCAUUUCAAUGAUCAUCAAACAUAUCAACACCAUCCUCAUCACCACAACCAACCAAAUAAUUAUUUGCCACAAAAUUUAAAUGAUGGAAUAAUCCAACAACAAAAACAUCCACCAAAUAAUAACAUUAUUCGAUCACAUUCAACAGCUAUAUUUUGUGUUCCUUCUCCUUCAACACAACAAAAUAAUAAUUUAAUAGAUAAUUCAAAUAAUUUUGGAAUAAAUAAACAACAAGAUUAUAGAAGAACAAAAUCAAUUGUUUUGCCACCAACAAACGGAAAUGGCCGACAAACAGAAAAUAAUUUUAAUAAAAAUAAUUUCAAAACUUCAUUAACAACUCCCUCACUUCGCCGUUUUAAUUCCCAACUACGCUCCCCUUGCCGUUAUUCUUCUGAUUCUUUAAAUCCAACAACUCCUUCUGGGACUCUACCUCCAUUUAAGCCAUAUACACCUCCCCCGAUUCUUUCACCAAUGAGACAAGGAAGCGGGCUUUUUAAUAAAAUUGCUUCUUCCCAGAAAGAAUUUCGAAAAUAUUCUGCACUGGCGUCUACUUUAGUUUAUCAAAGUGCCAAUAGCAAUAUUGGUGCUAACGGCAGUAAUAAAAAUUGUAAAGCAACACUGGAAGGAGGAGAGGAAAUUUUAGGAAGGGGGAGAAGACGAGAAAUUUUUGGAGAAGAAGAGGAAAUGACAACAAAAAAUGAAAUUAUUGUAAAAGAAGAAAUUGUGGAGGAAGAAAUGAGAAUUGAUGAAGAUGGAAAAUUAAAAAAAGGAGGAGGGGAAGAAGAAAGGGGGGAAAUACAGAAUGGUAGUGGAAUUGAUAAAAAUACAAGAAUAACAUCUCCACAAACAGCAGCAAAUGGCGAUUUAAGACCACCCAGAAAAAAUGGGAUUUUAUUUGCUGCAGAUGGUCCUUCUAACAAUGAGUUUUCUUUUGUUGCUGAACUGGAACAGUUACGUAAACAAUCUUCCUCUUCUAAUCGUUCACAUAAAGCAUCUAUAUUUGGCAAUUAUGGGCGUAUGAGUAUUCGUCAUGGAGGAAAAUUAUCGUUGGGGGCAUUUACUUCUCCAAAUGAUGAUUUUAUCAGAAAAAUGUCCUCUGUUUCAAUGGAAGAACAACAAAGUUCAGAAAGUGGAGAUGGAGUGGAAAAACCACCAGAAAGUGAUGCUAUUCCACAUAUUAAUCUUGGAAAGAGUUUUCAAGCAAGAGUUAAGAAAUGGGCUGACAGAGCUAUUUCCUCUGAAGAAAGAGAAGCAAUCCCUGACAGAGAUGAACGUUUAUUUAAUGCCUCAAGUAUUGAACAUAUUUCUCAGCAAGCUUUGGCUGCAUAUGAAACAUUAGCUUGUUCUGUAGCCCUCCCAAAAUCUGGAAGAAAUAAAGAAUUAGCUUUACAUAUAUUGGCAGAAAAUAGAGGGAAUCUCCAAGCUGCUGUUAUGGAUUUACUUCGUUGUGAUACACUUGAUUGGGAACAGUAUCCAGCAAUUUAUAAUAGUCGUUAUGUUGAUGUAGAUAAUUGGAGCCCCGAAGAAAUUGCUUCUUUUCAAGAUGCAAUAUAUAAAUCAGAAAAAGAUUUUCAACAAGUUUCUUCUGAAUUAGGGAAUAGAAGUGUUUAUGAAUGUGUAGCCUUUUAUUAUACUUGGAAGAAGGCAUGUCCAGAUGAUUAUAGAAAAUUGAGAAAUUUAAGAAGGAAAAGGCAAUUGCUUGAACAACAAUUGGAUCUAGCCUCAUUUGACACUCGUCAACAACAAUUACAAAAACAUCCCAUGAAAAGAAUGCGGUGUGGAAUAGACAAUUUAAUUACAAAUUCAGGGGAGGACGAAAAUGAAUUGUUAAAAUUAGAUGGAAAACAGGACGAAGAAUUAUCGGAAACAGAAUCUGAUAUAACAAAUCCUUCUCUUUUAAAUGUAAAUAUUCAAGGAAUGGAUUGUUGUUCUCCAACAACAAACAGAAAAUUAUCUGGAAAUCAACAAUGUCCACCCCCAAUAGCCCCAAUCCCCAUUUCUGCUUCAAAUAUACUUGGAAAUGAUGGAGGAGGAGGAGGAAUAUCUUCAUUAAAUCAACUUUCUGUUUUACUUGGAAAUCAACAACAUCAAAAUACCUCAUUACAACAACAUUUUAAUGGUGGCAGUAAUAAUUCUUUAAAUAAUUCUAAUUAUCCGUGGUUACACGGAACUGAUGGAAUAUUUCCGUCCCCCUCUUCCUCAACUACCUCAAAUAACAACGAAACACAUUUUGGUGUUGGCAAUCAUCACGAUGGGGGAUUAUUAGGUGGAUUGGAAACAAUAAUGACAGCAGAUUUUGAAGGCCGUAAUAAUAAUCAUUUUGGAGGAACACAUAAAGUAAAAGGCCAGCAUGGAGCAGCAGUUAAAAAAGGUGCCCAACCACAGGCUGAUGGCUUCUUUCAUUGUAGACUAUGUGAAAAACGAUUUGAAAAAGUUAAAUCAUUAAAUGCUCACAUGAAGUCUCACGCGAUGAAGGCUAGAGCUGAGGCGGAAGCUUUACAAAAAUCUCAACAACAACAAUCUUCUCUAGCUUUUCCAGUCCCUACAAAAAAAGAAAUUAUUUCUUCCUCUUCCCUUUCAAACAAUCAAGAAACGAAUCAAGCAGUUGCUGCUGCAGCUGCGGCCGCUGCUUCUAAUCCCCUUGCUGGGGCUUUAGUAGCCAGUUCUGUAGCUUUGGGAAUGCCACAAGGAUUGCCUAGUGCCCAAGCAGCAAUGGCUGCUUUAAAUUCUUUGGGUAGACAAAUACAGCAACAACAACAACAGCCUUUUACUUGUGCAAAUUCUGGCUUUGGUUUAUUAAGAAAUAUGCUUCAAUAUGGACAGCAACAAGUAGCUGCUGCUGCUGUAGCUGCCAAUGAUGCUGCACAACAAACAAAUGCUGCAGCUACUGCAGCGGCUAGAUGGCCGGGAAUUUAG
Meloidogyne enterolobii is the source of this 3231-nucleotide messenger RNA. Lineage: Eukaryota; Metazoa; Nematoda; Chromadorea; Rhabditida; Meloidogynidae. The record is from the annotation of a GenBank genome assembly.